Molecule: messenger RNA, 1546 nt
Organism: Perognathus longimembris pacificus (Pacific pocket mouse)
Lineage: Eukaryota; Metazoa; Chordata; Mammalia; Rodentia; Heteromyidae
Gene: Tm6sf2
Product: transmembrane 6 superfamily member 2
Exons: 10
Coding region: 172-1305 (377 amino acids)
Biological process (GO): lipid homeostasis; regulation of lipid metabolic process
Cellular component (GO): endoplasmic reticulum membrane; endoplasmic reticulum-Golgi intermediate compartment membrane
Source: RefSeq, a predicted model, not a curated record
CUGAUGGCUGGGGCGGGGCCUCGCAGAGCAGUGGGAUGACCUUUGUGCAGGGCGGGUCUGGCCAGCCCUGUAGCCCUGCUUGUGCCCAGAUCCACCUCAGCAGCAGAGGAGCGGAGCCCGCACAGGGCCCAACCGUCCCCUUCUGGUCCUGGUGUCUGUCCUGGUGCCGCCAUGGAGGUGGACGCCCUGCUGGCCAGCAGGAUCUCGGUUCUGUCGCUCGCCGCCCUCCCAGUGUCCUACGCGCUCAGUCGUGUCUCGGUGAUCUCACACCCCACAUGCAUGGCACUGAUGACUGCCUUGGUCCUGGGGCUGCUCUUCAUAGCCAUCUACAACUUGGCCCGUGGAGAAAUCGCCUAUGACCCACUCUAUACCGUGUGCGCCCUGUUCGCCUUCACCUCCGUGGUAGACCUGGUCAUCGCGCUGCAGGAAGAUGGCUUCCUGGCGGGCUUCAUGGAGUUCUAUACCCAGGAGGCCCAGCCCUACCUGCGCACGGCCCACGGGAUUUUCAUCUGCUACUGGGAUGGCACCGUCCACUACCUGCUCUACCUGGCCAUGGCUGCCGCCAUCCGCCAAAGAAAACAGUUCCGGAACCUGGGACUCUACUGGCUGGGAUCCUACACCAUGAGCCUUCUGGUGUUCAUCCCAGGAAACAUCCUUGGUAAAUACAGCUCAGAGGUCAGACCCACCUUCUUCCUGGCUAUCCUGUACAUUCUCAUCCCAUGCUGGGCUGGCAUGAGGAUCUUCAACCAACCUCCAGCACCAGCCAGCUGUCCCCCCAACAUGGUCCAGGAAUCGCAGAGGAAGCGCCUCCUGCAGCGCCCUGCUGACCUGGCCCUCCUCCUGUACCUCAUCCUGGCUGCCAUCUUCACCCUCUUCCGGGGCCUGGUGGUGCUUGACUGCCCCACGGAUGCCUGCUUUGUCUACAUCUACCAGUAUGAGCCAUACCUGCGGGACCCCGUGGCCUACCCAAAGGUGCAGAUGCUGGUGUACCUGUUCUACUUCCUGCCCUUCUGCAUCCUGGCUGCCUAUGCCCUGGUCGUCCCAGGCUGCAACUGGCUUCCUGGCUGGGCCAUGGUGUUUGCUGGCGCUGUUGGCCAGGCACAAUUCUCACACGUGGGCGCAUCCAUGCAUCAACGCACAGCCUUCACCUACCGUGUGCCGGAGGACACCACAACCUGCUUCUUCCUCUGCAACCUCCUGUUUGCACUGGGUCCACACUUGCUGGCCUACCGCUGCCUGUGCCAGCCUGCCUUCUUCCUGCCGGCACUGCCCACGAGGGCCCCGGACUCCAAGAAGCAGCAGUGAGGAUGGCCACUGGAGCUCCCUCACCACUUGGCCCCCCAAAACCUAGCAGCAGGAGGGUUGCCUCAGGGUGUUCCUGCCUCACUGUGUGGUUCCAGGCCUGCAGGUGACAUGGACACCCACAGAGAGCUUUGCUCAACAGUCACCUCAAAGACUGGCUGUCACCCCCAAGGCUGCUGAAGACCCUUCUGAGCUCAUCGUACCCCAGAGAUCUUUGUAAUAAAACCUUUUUUGGUAUCUUAAA